CUUGGCUUUCAAUUUGGCCAACUUUUUUACAGGAAUUCUCUUCAUUAGUGACAUAAAGUACUUCAAAAUAAAGCUUAAAUCUGCUUAGUAAUAAUGCCCCAAAAAAGGAAAUUAAAUUAUUCUUUAGCUUUGGAAGCUCCUCUGAUAAUCAGAAAUAGUAUUUUGUUACUUGGACGUUGCUUAGCCCUCACAGAUGAUGAUCCCAAAGUCAGAAUCACCAGACUCAUUUUCAAUGACUUCCUCAAAAUGCACUUCCGCCACUACGCUGACAUAGUUGUUCAUGAUGAAAAAAAGCUUGCAAGAACUGGUGAUGUCGUCCUACUCAGGAAACUGCGCCAGCCGCUGUCCCUUGAGAAGCGCCACGAGAUAAUCAAAGUGGUGUACCCGCUCGGCGACAUCACUGAUCCUCUCACGGGCAAGAAAUGCGUUCUGGCCAAGUACAGGAGCGACGUGCAGCUCAUCGAUGACUUCUACGGCCGCGCCCCGGACGCGCCUGAGGGCUUCGACUACGACAAGGCGCCUGACCGAGGCUGGCAGCAGGGCAAGAAAGACUGGAGUCACAAGGAAGGAUACAAGAGAUGGCACGAGUUCGAACCCAGUCACCCGUUGCACAAAGACCCUGCCGCGUCCUGAGCCCACCAGCUGUGCUUGUAAAUUCAUCCAUGUAAAUUAAUAAAAUAAACUAAACACAUUUA
This is a messenger RNA of Hyalella azteca, 695 nucleotides long. RefSeq lists its product as uncharacterized. Gene Ontology annotation, cellular component: ribosome; mitochondrial small ribosomal subunit. The record is from RefSeq and is a predicted model, not a curated record. The coding region runs from base 94 to 633 and encodes 179 amino acids. The transcript has 5 exons. Lineage: Eukaryota; Metazoa; Arthropoda; Malacostraca; Amphipoda; Hyalellidae. Gene Ontology annotation, molecular function: structural constituent of ribosome. Gene Ontology annotation, biological process: mitochondrial translation.